This is a messenger RNA of Antrostomus carolinensis (chuck-will's-widow), 1254 nucleotides long. It is a transcript of the gene SLC25A16, whose product is annotated as solute carrier family 25 member 16. NCBI's taxonomy places the organism in Eukaryota, Metazoa, Chordata, Aves, Caprimulgiformes, Caprimulgidae. The coding region runs from base 161 to 865 and encodes 234 amino acids. Gene Ontology annotation, cellular component: mitochondrial inner membrane. The record is from RefSeq and is a predicted model, not a curated record. Gene Ontology annotation, biological process: transmembrane transport. The transcript has 8 exons.
UGCAGGAUGUUGUGCCAAAACAACUACUGCACCACUGGAUCGAGUAAAGAUUUUGCUGCAAGCUCACAACCACCAUUACAAACAUCUAGGAGUGUUUUCUACGUUGUGUGCUGUCCCCAAAAAGGAAGGUUACCUUGGGCUGUAUAAAGGAAAUGGGGCAAUGAUGAUUAGAAUCUUUCCAUAUGGCGCAAUUCAGUUUAUGGCAUUUGACCAAUAUAAAAAGGUAAUAAAGAAGCAACUUGGGAUUUCAGGGCAUGUGCAUCGAUUAAUGGCUGGAUCCAUGGCAGGUAUUACAGCAGUGAUUUGUACUUACCCUCUUGAUAUGGUUAGAGUUCGUCUGGCGUUCCAAGUAAAAGGGGAACACAAGUACAUGGGAAUUAUCCAUGCAUUCAAGAUGAUUUACACAAAGGAAGGUGGUUUUAGUGGGUUCUACAGAGGGCUGAUGCCAACUGUUGUAGGAAUGGCGCCAUAUGCAGGUUUUUCAUUUUUUACCUUUGGUACCUUAAAGAGCAUUGGACUUGCUCAAGCACCUAACUUGCUUGGACGGCCUUCAUUAGAUAAUCCUGAUGUCUUAGUUUUGAAAACACAUGUAAAUCUGCUGUGUGGUGGCAUAGCUGGAGCAAUAGCUCAGACGAUAUCAUAUCCCCUUGAUGUAACUCGUAGGCGAAUGCAGUUAGGAGCGGUUCUCCCAGACUCUGAAAAGUGCCUUACAAUGGUGCAGACACUGAAAUACGUGUAUCAACAACAUGGGAUACGAAGAGGAUUAUACCGUGGUUUAUCUCUAAAUUAUAUUCGUUGUAUUCCUUCCCAGGCUGUGGCUUUUACCACAUACGAACUUAUGAAACAAUUCUUGCACCUCAACUGAUUUUUUUUUUUUUAAAGACUUUCCUGUAAAAUGACACUUAUCAGUCCUCAAAUUAUAUUGGUGAGUAAAUUACUUGAAAUGUAAAAAAAGCUAUCUGUUACUGUGGAACUGCCAUUGUCUGACAUUCGUAUUUUUGCCAAAAUGCAGUUAAUUUCUUGGAGUCAAACCAAGAGACAGAUCAAAAUAGACAUUAUUUAGCUAUAAUCAUUUUUUUGCACUUGAUCUUCUAGGCUUCAUUAGAUUAAUUUUAAGAAUUACACCAUUUUAAAACUAUACCCACAUUUUAUAUGGGUUUCAAGCUGUUAGUUAUUUAGCUUUAUCACCAUUCCAGGAGUUACACACAUGGUUAUAUUUCUCUUUAAGCUAGUAGUUAGACAUCUGUUCUUAAA